Messenger RNA from Lathyrus sativus (Indian pea), 1083 nucleotides. The record is from the annotation of a GenBank genome assembly. Lineage: Eukaryota; Viridiplantae; Streptophyta; Magnoliopsida; Fabales; Fabaceae.
AUGAUCAACAAUAGUAGCCCACAAGAUUGGCCAGAACCAAUAAUAAGAGUUCAAUCUUUAUCCCAAACUUGCAUAGAUUCAAUCCCUCAAAGGUAUAUCAAACCUCUUUAUGAUCGUCCAUCUACAAACUCUCUUUUUGAAUCAACCAAUAUUCCAAUAAUUGAUCUAAGAGGUUUAUCUAGUGUUGACCCAAAUGAAAAAGCUUCAACUUUUAAGAAAAUUUCUGAGGCAUGUAAUGAGUGGGGGUUCUUUCAAAUUGUUAACCAUGGUGUUAGUCAUGAUUUGAUGGAUUUGGCUAAGGAAACUUGGCGUCAAUUCUUUCAUUUGCCUAUGGAGGUUAAGCAAGAAUAUUCAAAUUCACCAAAAACUUAUGAAGGAUAUGGUAGUAGACUUGGUGUUAAGAAAGGUGCUAUUCUUGAUUGGAGUGAUUAUUACUAUCUUCAUUAUCUUCCUUUGAGUUUAAAGGAUUACAAUAAAUGGCCUUCUCUGCCUCCCUCUUGCAGGGAAGUGUUUGAUGAAUAUGGAAAAGAAUUAGUGAAAUUAUGUGGGAGAUUAAUGAAAGUUUUAUCUAUAAACCUUGGAUUAGAAGAAGAUUAUCUUCAAAGUGCUUUUGGAGGUGAAGAUAUUGGUGCUUGUAUAAGAGUAAAUUUUUACCCAAAAUGCCCUCAACCAGAAUUAACUCUUGGUUUAUCUUCACACUCAGAUCCAGGAGGAAUGACAAUUUUGUUACCAGAUGAUGAAGUAAAUGGUCUUCAAGUUCGUAAAAAUGAUAAUUGGAUUACAGUGAAACCUCUUCGUAAUGCAUUUAUUGUUAAUAUUGGUGAUCAAAUUCAGGUUCUAAGCAAUGCAACCUACAAAAGUGUUGAGCAUAGAGUUGUUGUAAAUUCACAUAAAGAGAGAGUUUCUUUAGCUUUCUUCUACAAUCCAAAAAGUGAUAUACCAAUUGAGCCAGCAAAAGAAUUGGUAAAGCCAGAAACACCAGCACUCUACCCUGCUAUGACCUUUGAUGAAUAUAGGCUCUUCAUUAGAAUGAGGGGUCCAUGUGGAAAAUCUCAAGUUGAAUCUUUAAAAUCUCCUAGAUGA